AUGGUGCAGCCUCAACAGCGUGUGAGCCUGCGCGGCCGUGCUCCUUGCUUACACGCCGACUACCUAGUCCUGGGGACGGCCAGUCGCUUCUCGGCGCGCGCAGCCCGUGCCCACAACAAAGAUGGCGGCCCCGGCGCCACUCCCACCUUUAGCAGAGACGUCCUCCUCCGCCCUCCUAGGUGGUUCCCGCUUGACUGGCUUGCCCUCGACAAAGAUGGCGCCUGCCCGGCCUGUGACUCACUCGCAGUCACCGUAGCUCUCCUCGUCAGUGAAAACAUGGAAGGAAUUGAUACAUCAUUAAACCACCUGUCUGAAGAAAACAGCAUAGUGGACCUACCAUCCGCGUAUGACCUCGCUGACAAUUUUCUGCCACAACACAGUGCUGAGUCCAGUGAUGAGCCUUUUAGUUCUGCGCACACUUUUGCAUCAUCAACAGGUGAUAACAGCCAAGAUCCUGAAGAUGGUACUUCUUCAGUUACUAUGGGCUUCUGCACCAGGUUCAGCGAGAAGGCAAAUCCCAGGCACCAUUCAGAUACAGAGUUUCAGCCCUCCCAGCCUACUGACAUUCUGUCAUCUUGGACGUCUGAACAUGAAGGCACUAAUGAAGGAGCUAGCAUUAAAAAUUCUCUAAAGAACUUCUAUGAAAAAUGCUGCCAGAUGCAGCCUGGCCGAGGGGAUCCAACAUACAAGGCAGCUUCACGGUGUCUGUCCCAGAAAAUUUCAGAGUUGGCCAACAAGGAUGGGACAAAAUAUGCCUUGCGCAGUCUCCAGAUAGCUCAAAUGGUCUUGAACAGAGAUGACAUCAAGGUCUUUCCAAAUCAUUCCCGUAAUGCGUGUUUCUCAGCACCUGCUGAUGGGGAAGCCACACUGAACAAGGGAAAGCAAAUUCCUGGGCUCUCGGACGAUGUCCUCCAAUUCCUCUUAAAACAGGAUGUGAUGAAAUGCAGCUCCUGAUGUAUUUGGUUUGGAGCAUAUGAGCAAUUAGCAUGGCUUAGCAUGCCAGAAGAGGGCUGAUCUGCAUAGAGAAGGGAUCCGUCUCAGGAAGACAUAAAUUAUUUCUGGCUGGACAUAAGGAAGAACUUCUUUACUGUCUGGGCCCCCAAGGUUUGGA
Molecule: messenger RNA, 1111 nt
Organism: Gavialis gangeticus (Gharial)
Lineage: Eukaryota; Metazoa; Chordata; Crocodylia; Gavialidae
Gene: SHLD1
Product: chromosome unknown C20orf196 homolog
Exons: 4
Coding region: 1-954 (317 amino acids)
Biological process (GO): regulation of double-strand break repair via nonhomologous end joining
Source: RefSeq, a predicted model, not a curated record